Molecule: messenger RNA, 1727 nt
Organism: Vigna unguiculata (cowpea)
Lineage: Eukaryota; Viridiplantae; Streptophyta; Magnoliopsida; Fabales; Fabaceae
Product: SEC12-like protein 2
Biological process (GO): endoplasmic reticulum to Golgi vesicle-mediated transport
Cellular component (GO): endoplasmic reticulum membrane
Molecular function (GO): protein binding; guanyl-nucleotide exchange factor activity
Source: RefSeq, a predicted model, not a curated record
UACGUUUUUUGAAAGAUUGAAAAAAAGGGGUUACCCUGUUUAUGAGGAGAGCAAAAAGGGCAAAACACCAGAGCGACCCCAGUUGAAUCCCAGACCAAUUCCAGACAAAACAAGCACCGCGCAGUUGAAUCCAAAACAAAAAAGUUAGAGUGAGAGAAUGGGGAAAAGACAAAUCCCAGACCCUCCUAACUUGAAGAAAUACGGCGUUCCAUUCUACUCCGUUGCUUGGAUUCCUCAACAUCUUAUCAAAUCGCACCAAAUUCAAACUGCCCAUGAUUCCGAUGAUUCCUCCAACUCCGAUCACAACUCUGCGCCCUCCACCGAACCGGAGUCAGAGCCCGCGGCUAAGGCGGAGUCGGAGCCUGCAUCGGUCACCACCGGGAACUACCUGCUGUUCACCGGUGGCGGUGGAGCUGGUCGCAGCGGUAUUCCUAAUGCUUUGGUUAUUGCGCAUUUCGAUAUUGCAUCCAAUUCUCUCUCUAGCCAACCGGAUGGCACUUCAUUCCCAGGGUGAUGGCCUUAUUUGUGCAAUGGAAACGCCAAAGGUUUGCAGAUGGUUUGACUGGGAUUAUCAAAAUAAGAGCUCUGAAAUUCAUAAGUUGAGUCUGAAGAUGUCAGAUAAAGUGCUCACGCAGUUGGAGGAUGUUGGACAACAAUUAGCAUUAGCAUUCAACAAUGAUGGUACUGCACUGGCUGCUGGUGGGGAGGAUGGCAAUAUAAGGGUUUUCAAGUGGCCUAGCAUGGAAGUCAUUCUCAACGAGUCUAAUGCUCAUUCUUCUGUGAAGGAUUUACAUUUCAGUUCUGAUGGUAAAUUACUUGCCUCUUUGGGAAGUGGUGGCCCAUGCAGGGUUUGGGACGUUUCUUCAUCAAUGGUCUUAUCUUCUCUACCAAAUGAAAAUCGUGAAACUUUUAGCUCUUGCAGAUUUUCUCAAACAAAUGACAAGACUCAGGUCUUGUAUAUGGCUGCCAUGACAGAUAAAGGUGGAAGCAUCCUUACCUGGAAUACACAAACAUGGGAAAGGAUGGGCUCAAAGCAUAUUAUUCGUGAUGCAAUCUCUGCAUUUAAUGUCUCAGCUGAUGGAAAGAUUCUUGCAUGUGGAACACCUUCAGGAGACAUUGUAAUUGUAAAUUCAACAAAUAUGCGGAUUCAAACAAUGAUAAAAAAGGCUCACCUUGGCAUUGUAACUGCUUUAGCAUUCUCCCCUGAUUCAAGGGCUUUGGCUUCGGUAUCUAUGGAUUCAAGUGCAAGGGUAACAAUAAUUGAAGAGAAGAAGACAAAUGGAGGGCUGAGCUUGUGGAUUGCAGUAUUUAUCAUCCUACUUGCUAUUGCUGCUUACUUUCACCAGCAAGGACUUGAAAAAUGAAGGUUCAAGAUUUUUCUUAUUUCAAUAUGAAACAUUUAGCAACUUUGUGAAUGCCACUGCUUAGUUCAGAUGCAUUUUCAUUUUGAGGGGUUUUCUGAUACUUUUUUUUUUUUUUUUUUGUAUUGGCAUCUUCAUGAACAGUUGUUCUUGGACAACCCUCUCUCUAAAAUGCCUUGUAACAUGGCUUGUAUCGUAACCUUACAUGUUUUGUGCAAUUUUUCCUUGUAGAAUGGAGUAGUUAUUCAUUACUUCUCGCUAUUUUGAUGUUAUUUAUAUAGCUUUUCAGUGAGAAAUGCCCCGAGGGCACGUGUGUAGAAUAGUCCAUAAACUAGUUAUAAAUAUUUGCUAUAAGGUGUGUGAUUA